Messenger RNA from Dioszegia hungarica, 822 nucleotides. RefSeq names its product putative ATP-binding protein Fet5. Lineage: Eukaryota; Fungi; Basidiomycota; Tremellomycetes; Tremellales; Bulleribasidiaceae. Gene Ontology annotation, molecular function: GTPase activity. The coding region runs from base 1 to 822 and encodes 273 amino acids. The transcript is spliced from 5 exons. The record is from RefSeq and is a predicted model, not a curated record.
AUGCGCUACGCAGUCCUCGUCACUGGACCCGCCGGAGCAGGCAAAUCGACCUUCUGUUCCGCGCUCAUCACGCACGCGCAGACCCUCGGGCGGUCGGUCCAUUUGUUCAACCUCGACCCCGCUGCCGAGCGCUUCGACUAUGAGCCUACUCUGGACAUACGGGACCUCAUUAAUCUGGAGGAUGUGAUGGAGGAGCUGGAGUUUGGACCCAAUGGCGGACUAAUCUAUUGCUUCGAGUACCUUCUAAACAACCUCGACUGGCUAGAUGACGAGCUCGGCCCUUACGCGGACGACUACCUAAUCAUCGAUUGUCCCGGCCAGAUCGAGCUGUACACACACGUCCCCCUCCUCCCACGACUGGCACACCAUCUGGAGUCCCAACUAAACUUCCGGAUCUCCGCGACGUAUCUCAUCGACUCGCAGUUCAUGCAGGACAAGACCAAGUAUUUUGCGGGCGUGAUGAGUGCGAUGAGCUGUAUGAUGAGCUUGGGGGUGAGCAUGCUGUGCUGUAUGAGUAAGAUGGAUCUAGUCAAGGAUGGGAAGGGGCGAGUGAGGAGAGAAGUGGGGAGGUAUCUCGACCCAGAUCCAGCUUUGCUGUAUGAGGACGUGGGGGCGAGUAGUAAUCCCAAGUUCCACGCUCUGAACCAGGCGGUCGUGUCUUUAAUAGAAUCCCAAAACAUAGUAUCCUUCCUUCCUCUCGACUCGACCAACGAAGACUCAGUCAACACCAUCCUGAGCCAUAUAGAUAACAUGAUGCAGUACGGCGAGGACGAGGAGCCAAAAGUACCGAAAGAUAUGGACGAGGGAGGCGGGGACGAUUGA